GAGCGAUCGCUAGUCUCGUGUUUCCCCUCGUCUCGGAUAACGUUCGUCGUCGUUCAGUGUCAUAUUCGUGUCCUCGUGUUGUUUGAAUUACUUUUACUUCGUGACAUGUUUUAAAUUCCCUCAAACAAGUGCUUCAUAAUAAAGUUUACAACAAAAAAUGUGUUAUACAAAAGUUUUUUAAACAAAUAACGUCAAACUAAACGACAAUAUGGGUUCGAAAAUCGAAUACGUUGAUUCGUCACAUUUGUACGCUACAAACUACGUCCGUAAUUCGAAAGCUAUAGGUGUGCUUUGGGCUAUAUUCACGAUUUGCUAUGCGAUUAUCAGCGUUGUUGCUUUCGUGACACCAGAAUGGAUUGGAGAUUUAGAAACGGAAUAUCCGAGGAAGUUUGGUCUGUGGCAGAUUUGCAGAGCCGAUGAAGCUGUAGAAGAUUGCAAAGGGAGAUUAGAUGAUUUCUUCUCAAUUAAUGGAUUGGUUUUUAAGAUUGCGACUGUGUUAGUUGGGUUAGCAGUCGCCUUGGCACUGUUUACUAUAUGCGCGAUGUUAUUAUUUUUCUUCUGCCAAUCGACAACCGUCUUCCACAUCUGCGGAUGGCUACAGCUGUUAUCUGCGGCGUGUCUGGUGAGCGGCGUGGCGGUGUACCCGGCGGGCUGGUCGGAGCUGGCCGUGCAGGAGACUUGUGGACCAACCGCUGAUCAGUACAACAUCGGGCGGUGUCACGUGCGCUGGGCGUAUCUACUGGCGGUGAUAGGCGCGCUGGACGGCAUCGUGCUGGCCGCGCUCGCCUUCAUCCUCGCCACCAGACAUCUAAAGUUACAGCCUGACACCGCCUACCCACCCCCCUCGCUGUACAAAGGUGAAGUGAACAACGCAUACGUAACAGACGCGCAGUCAGUGGCGGGAUCGCGCAAGUCGCUGGCGCUGCAGCCAGUACUGCUGGUGCGGCCGCCGCCUGACCUCGACUCCUACAGCCACUACUCGCAUCCCUCACACCACUCGCACCACUCCAGCCGGACACCGAGACCCAAACACGGAUUGUACGCCAAUGCUAUGCACAACUAUCAACUUUAAUCUUAAAUCUUGCUCAUAGAUGGCGCUUGAAAGUUACCACAACUACCAACUUGUUUGUGGUUAAUGCUGCUCGUUCAUAGAUGGCGUUUUAAAAUUGUGAUUGUACAUCUAAACAAAAGAUGGCGCAUUAACAAA
This is a messenger RNA of Papilio machaon (common yellow swallowtail), 1207 nucleotides long. RefSeq names its product LHFPL tetraspan subfamily member 3 protein (gene Tmhs). Gene Ontology annotation, biological process: sensory perception of sound. Bases 209 to 1072 code for a protein of 287 amino acids. The record is from RefSeq and is a predicted model, not a curated record. Lineage: Eukaryota; Metazoa; Arthropoda; Insecta; Lepidoptera; Papilionidae. Gene Ontology annotation, cellular component: plasma membrane. The transcript has 3 exons.